UGGAGUUGGAGUUGGAGUUGGAGUAGGAGUUGUCGCCGCCGACUUCAACAUCUGCGAGUGUUUUUGUGCGUCGGCUUCCAACCCUAAACCCCUUCCCUCACCGCACGCGCCUCUCUCUCUCUCUCUCUCUCUCGCUCGUCGAAUGCGGCGCCUUCGAUUUGUGUACAGCUGAGAGAAGGAAAGCUCAUAAAGUGGUUGAUAGCUCUUCCGUUAAGAAUUAAUGAAUUAGUGCUUAUGUGAAGAUGGUUAGCAGUGACAAGUGUUGGCGAGCGGAGGAGGCCAUCGCGGGAAAUAGUAGAGCUCUCGAGGUUCUUCGAGAGCUGAUAAUCUACCCGUUCCUUUAUUCAGAGGAGUCAAAAAAGCUCGGCCUCAAGUGGCCUAGGGGAUUGCUUCUCUAUGGCCCGCCCGGAACUGGAAAGACAACUAUGGUCCAAGCUGUUGUGCGAGAGAGUGAUGCACAUUUGAUAAUGAUCAACCCAUAUUCUGUUCAUGGAGCACAUGUUGGUGAGGGCGAGAAAUAUUUAAGAGAAGCGUUUUCUCAAGCGUAUUCCUAUGCAUCAUUGGGAAAGCCCUCUGUUAUUUUUAUAGACCAAAUUGAUGCUAUAUGUCCUCGACGAAACAGUAGGAGAGAACAGGGGUCCCGCAUAGUUGGUCAGCUUCUGACAUUGAUGGAUGGGAACAAAUCUUCAUCCAAUUCUCUUCCUCACAUUGUUGUAGUCGCAGCAACUAACAGGGUGGAUGCAAUUGAUCCAGCAUUACGAAGGCCAGGACGUUUUGACUCAGAAAUAGAAAUCACAGUUCCUACUGCAGAGGAACGAUUGCAAAUUCUUGAGCUUCAUUCCAGGAAUCUACAUAUGGAUCAAAAUGUGAAUCUACAAGUUAUUGCGGUUUCAUGCAAUGGAUACGUGGGUGCUGAUUUAGAAGCACUCUGUCAGCAAGCUGCUAGCUUGGCAAAUUGUAGGUCACAAAACUCUACCGUUGAUGGUUGUGUGCUCACAGUAAGAAUGGAGGAUUGGGAAUCUGCAAAAUUGGAGAUUGGUCCGAGUAUUACAAGAGGCAUAACUAAAGAAGUUCCAAAGGUAUCGUGGGAUGAUAUAGGAGGAUUACAGGAAUUAAAGAAGAAGAUGCAGCAGGCUGUUGAGUGGCCCAUCAAGCAUGCUGAUGCAUUAGCAAGAUUAGGUAUAUCACCUGUACGUGGUGUUCUUUUACAUGGUCCACCAGGUUGCUCGAAGACUACCCUUGCGAAGGCUGCUGCUCAUGCCGCUCAAGCCUCUUUCUUUUCCUUGAGCUGUGCAGAUCUAUACUCAAAGUAUGUUGGAGAAGGAGAAGCCUUAUUACGAGCCACAUUCCAAAAGGCACGCCUUGCUGCUCCGAGCAUUAUAUUCUUUGAUGAAGCCGAUGCAAUUGCCCCGCAGCGUGCUAGCGAUGGACAGACUACUGGCAAUGCCAUUGUUGGAGAAAGGCUUCUUUCUACUUUACUGACUGAGAUGGAUGGUUUAGAGCAAGCCACUGGAAUUAUUGUACUGGCAGCUACUAAUCGGCUCCGUGCUAUUGAUCCUGCUCUUUUGCGUCCUGGCCGCUUUGACUUGGUAUUAUAUGCGCCGCCACCAGAUAUAGAAGGCCGUUAUGAAAUUCUGCGCAUUCACACACGAAAUAUGAAGUUAGCAGAAGAUAUUGAUCUUCGGCAGAUCGCAGAGAGCACAGAGCUCUUUACUGGGGCAGAUCUCGAAGGUCUCUGCAGGGAGGCAGGAAGAGCAGCUCUUAGAGAAGUGAGGGAGGUUGCCGAAAGCAGUGGUCUCUUUACUGUGGCAGAUCUCGGAGGUCUUCGCACAGAGGAAGGAAUGGUUGCUCUUAGAAACCUUUUAUCAGUCAGUUCAAUAAAUAGCCGUCAUUUCCAGGCCGCAAGAAACUCGAGAGGACCAUCACUGACAAAAUCGAUGCUCGAGGAGUAUUCCACUGCAACAGCUCACCGCUGAGAAAAGAAAAUAUAAUGUGCAAAAGGAAAGCAUUUGGCAUUUGCUUUCCUCGUUUGCAUUUUUGAUGGUGUGAGUCGGUAUUGCGUAUGCAAUCAUUACAAAGAUAUUGCUUCCGACUUGUCAAUUGUAUCAUGGGUUUGGUGAGCUAAUAAACUUGAUUCAAGCUGUAUUUCAUCGGGAGAGAGCUCUAUAAAGGGUGGCUUAAAUUUCUACUCUUUA
Messenger RNA from Ananas comosus (pineapple), 2195 nucleotides. Its product is annotated as cell division control protein 48 homolog B. The transcript is spliced from 14 exons. Gene Ontology annotation, molecular function: ATP hydrolysis activity; ATP binding. NCBI's taxonomy places the organism in Eukaryota, Viridiplantae, Streptophyta, Magnoliopsida, Poales, Bromeliaceae. The coding region runs from base 243 to 1976 and encodes 577 amino acids. The record is from RefSeq and is a predicted model, not a curated record.